AUGUCGAGGUGGGGAUAUAGAUCGAAUAGGGAGUUCAAGUACUUCAAGUCAGUAGCAUAUGACCGACUUUUAGGAGUAACAUUCAAUGAAACUGACCAGGAACGUGCCGUAGAUGUACCGGAUAAUUUUAUAGAAAGAAAAAAAACUCCCCCAAAAUAUCCUAUAUCAGCUAAUGCGGUCAAGAGUGGUCUUAACGGAACUGCGACAACCCCAGCUCAAACACCAAGUUCAAAACCUGUACCACCUCCAAGAGAUCAUCUUAAGAUAGAGAAAGAUGGACGGCUAGUCAACAGAGCUCCUGCACCACAACUCCCAGCGAGGAUAACAAAUAACAAUAAUAAUAAUAUCACCUCCAUCACACCGGCCACACCUACGGCGGUGACUGAACCCACCAGGGAACAACUGAACAGCAUCAAAAAGUAUCAGGUGAGAAAUUUUCACAAUGAUUUUAUUGGUAGAGUUAGGAAUUUAGGGAGUGGUCUUAACGGAACUGCGACAACCCCAGCUCAAACACCAAGUUCAAAACCUGUACCACCUCCAAGAGAUCAUCUUAAGAUAGAGAAAGAUGGACGGCUAGUCAACAGAGCUCCUGCACCACAACUCCCAGCGAGGAUAACAAAUAACAAUAAUAAUAAUAUCACCUCCAUCACACCGGCCACACCUACGGCGGUGACUGAACCCACCAGGGAACAACUGAACAGCAUCAAAAAGUAUCAGGUGAGAAAUUUUCACAAUGAUUUUAUUGGCCGAGUGGUCAGAGGAGGCGCAGCCCACCAAAGUGGCCUUCUGCACGAAGGGGACGAACUCCUAGAGGUCAAUGGGGUGGAAAUGAGAGGUAAAAGUGUAAAUACAGUCUGUGAUAUUCUGCAAACAAUGGAUGGCGAACUGACCUUCCUCAUCGUGCCAGCAUCUCAAGCGAAAUCCUACUCUGAGGAUUCGGUUCUGCACGUCCGCGCCCACUUCGAUUACGAUCCCGAAGACGAUAUGUACCUUCCUUGUAGGGAGCUGGGAAUCAGUUUUCAGAAGGGGGACGUGCUUCCUGUUAUAAGUCAAGAAGAUCCCAACUGGUGGCAAGCCUAUAGGGAAGGCGAAGACGACCAGACUCUGGCUGGACUCAUCCCCUCCCAAACGUUCCAACAUCAAAGAGAAAGUAUGAGAUUAGUCGCCGAAGAAAGGAUGUCGAAACCACAAAGAAAAUCUUCCACCCUCUUGUGCGGCAAAACCGCGCGAAGAAAGAAGAAGAAGGGAGCGUAUAGCGAAGGGGGUUACCCCAUGUUUACCAACACCGUAGAAGAAUACGAUCAAGACGAAAUCUUGACUUAUGAGGAGGUAUCGUUGUAUUAUCCCAGAGCGAACAGUAAGAGACCGAUAGUUUUGAUUGGACCUCCGAACAUUGGAAGGCACGAGCUCAGACAGAAGCUCAUGGAAGACGCGGAGAGAUUCGCUGCUGCCAUACCUCAUACCUCUAGGGCCAGAAAAGAGAACGAAGUAGAUGGUCAAGACUAUCAUUUCAUCACAAGAGCCCAAUUUGAGGCUGACAUCCUUUCGAGAAAGUUUGUCGAACAUGGGGAUUUCGAAAAGGCUUAUUAUGGUACGUCUUUGGAUGCAAUCAGAUCUGUCGUGAACUCAGGGAAGAUCUGCGUCUUAUACCUACACCCCCAGAGCUUGAAGAUCCUUCGAACUUCUGAUUUGAAACCUUACGUGGUGUAUGUGGCACCUCCCAGUCUGGAAAAAUUGAGGCAGAAGAAGAUAAGGAGCGGGGAAUCUUUCAAGGAGGAAGAAUUGAAGGACAUUAUCGAAAAGGCCCGAGAGAUGGAAGAUAAGUACGGACAUUUCUUCGACAUGGUCAUCAUCAACAAUGAUACCGAAAGAGCUUACCACCAACUCUUGGGCGAAAUCAACAGUUUGGAAAGAGAGCCCCAAUGGGUACCAGCGGCUUGGGUCAGAGUGACCUAGUUAUACCGUCGAGAAAGAUUGAUAACGAAUCCUGUUCGAAGAUGGGCAUACCAGACUGAAAAGAAAAAGUUGUACAUAAGAGAAUAAUAAGUCGACUGAUUUAUUUUAAAUUUUAAAUACUUCUAUCAAGGAUAAUAUGAAUUCUAAAAGAAGGAAUCUACGGUUAUCAGACAGAUACAAAACGAAGUGUUUCCGAUGAGGUAAAAUGAAUUUCAGGGAUUUUUAUUCAUAGUUUCUUUCUGAUCGCUUGAUAUUCUAUCGGUAAAGGUGUUAUAAAAAAAAAGUUAUAUUAGAUAUUCGAAAACUCGGAUCGGUGCUGGAUAAGUGUGCAUCUAUUUUUCCGACCCACAAUUUAGAUUCGCACUCACCCAGUCGUCUAGUUCAGAUCUGAAACUGUCCCGAAAGCUGGCGAACAAAGUUAUAUCGUCCGUGAUGUGUACUGAAAAAAAGGCGCAAUGAUAUUCAAUUCAGGAAGCAUCGGUGGAACGAACAAAAAAUGAAUCAACAACAAUCAAAAUUAUCAUUUGAAAAUCUUAUUUGUUUUUUCAAUAUUACACUGAACUGAAUCGCCCCCUAGAUAUUGAUUCAAAUAUCUCAAAUUCUAAAUUGAUUAUUACGAUAUGCUUUUAAGAGGGAACACCUCCAGGUGACUUCGCGGUUCAAAAUGAAAUAAGAGAUAUUUCUCCUUACAAAUCACCGAUUUUUUCAUAAUUUCUCUAAACAAAAAUUCAUUACAAAAGAGGCAAAACUCUAAUUUUUAAAAAGACACGUAAAGUAAUUCCUUUCGAUGAAAGUUGGAACUAUUGUAAUAUUCCUAACUUCUACGAAGAAGUCACGUGGUGGUGUUCCCCCUUAACUCGUUGAAUUUUUGUAUUUUGCCCCCCAGUCUAGAAGAAAACAAAAGAGAGAAUAUUGUGUUCUGUCUUCGACCUUGGGCAGUUAAUUUUGGUGUUUUCCUGAGCGUUUGGCUCGUGAUAAUUUGAGGAAUUAUCCAAGGAAAAAUAAAAGUUUCUAUUGAGCAGUUUUGAAUUUUGAUAUAUGAUAAAAAUUCUAAAUUUUAUGAAAAGAUAAUAAAUCUUGAUUAUAUUAUCACCAAAGGACUAGAGAAAUUGUAAUUAGAUUGUGUAUUAACUAUAUAAAAUAUUUAUCUUUUUGUUUUGGAGACAAAUGUUAAAAAAAAAAUAGGGAUUUCUGAUGAUGAUAAAUUCAAUAAAAAAUCUAUUAGAAAAACUAAAACAAAUAAAAACUCAUUUGAAAUUUUCUCCAUUAGAAUCGGUGCUUGAUAUUUUGAGUUUAAAAAAACUCCGCAAUAAUUCUAGGAAAUACAAGUGCAAUCGUGAUAUCUACAUUGAAAAUAUCAAACUCAAAAUCCAAUAAAUAUUCGGUUUAUUCAGCCAAUGAGAUUUUUCUAAAACAUCACUUUAUAUACAAUAAGUACGAGUUUUCCAAAACUGUGGUUUGAUACCGUUCAGAUUUUAUCAGAUCGAAUAGGUACAUUUCAUUAUACGGGGUGUUUGGAGAAGAUAUGUCAAGAAAAAUUUUCUACUCAUUAAAAAACCGAUAAAAAUGUAAGAGGUUGUCGAUUUGAAAUCAAGAAAAAAUAUUGGAACGUAAGAAUGAGUAAGUUUCUUUGAAAGCAGUGGCGAAGCUAGAGGGGGACCUGGGGAAACCACCCUUUCCUUAACUAUCGCAUGAGCAGAAAAAUACAUCAUGAAUUUAAUGUAAACUAGAUGGGCCUUAAAAUCUUGGCCCCCCAAUUCUUGAGAGCUGGUCACUGUUUGAAAGAUAGACAAAAAAAUGGUAUAGGAACUGUGUUAGUUUUAGUCCUGAAUUUUUGACCUAUCUUCAUCGAACCCCCUAUAUAAAAUUAUUCAAAUAUGUAAUUCUAUUCUUCAGAUCAUGUCGUGGUUGUGACGAAAAAAUUAUUUUAAAUAUAACUGCUGUUCACUUAGUUUUUAUAAGUGUGUGUAGUUCCGCAUAUCUUAAAACUCAUGAGAUUA
Messenger RNA from Harmonia axyridis, 3956 nucleotides. Its product is annotated as protein PALS1-like. Gene Ontology annotation, molecular function: protein binding. Gene Ontology annotation, biological process: generation of neurons; morphogenesis of an epithelial sheet; establishment or maintenance of polarity of embryonic epithelium. The record is from RefSeq and is a predicted model, not a curated record. NCBI's taxonomy places the organism in Eukaryota, Metazoa, Arthropoda, Insecta, Coleoptera, Coccinellidae. Gene Ontology annotation, cellular component: adherens junction; plasma membrane.